Messenger RNA from Bactrocera oleae (olive fruit fly), 2230 nucleotides. Lineage: Eukaryota; Metazoa; Arthropoda; Insecta; Diptera; Tephritidae. The record is from RefSeq and is a predicted model, not a curated record.
AAAAAUUUCUUUAACCUACAAUAAGAAAAAAACGAGAGAAAAAAUAAUAAAAGGAGGAAAAUAAAUUUAUACACAUAUUUAAAAAAUCUAUAACGUUUGCUAUUAAACGUCGUAUUUAAUUGAAAAAAACGAAUAUGAAAUUGUUAUAUAUACACUCAAUCUGUGCUGAUAGACUUGGAAUUGGGCUGUGUAAUCUGCUCGACAAUUGAUUUAAAUAUUUUCGCUGUAUUGGAAUCCGGUAAUUCCGUAAUCACUGAUCGUGUCGUACCCACUAAUACAUUUAUUCGUGGAUCUAUUGGUAAUGUUCCUAGAUGUGGAACACCAGCUCGUUUUGCCAACUCAACGCCCCCAUUAGAGGAAAAUAUAUUUGUGCAGUUGCUGCAUUUCGGGCAUACAAAUCUAGAAUAUAAUGAGUCGUAACAUAUUGUAAAAUUUUUUUAAUUGUAUCAACAUACCCACUCAUAUUUUCCACAAUACCUAACACUUUGACACCGGUUUUUCGACAAAAGGUCAGUUCCUUUCGUACAUCAUCUAAAGCAACGCCCUGUGGAGUGGUAACCAUAAUAGCGCCAUCACAUUUUACAUCACGCAUACAUUCCAUUACUGUUAUGUGUUCAUCUGAAGUUCCUGGCGGUGUAUCAAUAAUCAAGACCCCUCCAAAUUACGGGAUCAUUGCGGUUCUUCAAUAAAAAACCAAUUGACAUGACAGCGAGAGUUUUAUCUUCCCCCGUGUAAAUAGGUACCCAACCUUCAUCACAUUGGUAUACAUCGCUUUGUUCUAAACCAAGCAAGAAAGGAACACUUGGACCACAUAAAUCUAUAUCCAAGAACGUAGAAUCAACACGAGAUAAUGAAUUUCGCCAUAAUAGAAGUUUAUUUAAGAAUCUAGCUGUCAAAAAUAAGUUCAAUGGUGUGAAUCAGCUGUUUAUAAACAAGAUACCUGCCUUCGUCGAGACAACUACAAAAAAAUUACAACAAAAAUUUAUAUUUAAUAAAUAAUAUUUAAUCAGUGCUUUCCGUAAAUUUUAGCUAUAUAUUAAUUGAAUCGAGUUUUAAAUAAAAUGUUAUAUUUUACUAACUUUUGAGAUGUAGAAAUUAUGGGUAUAUUACUUACAUAUGUCAAUAAGGUUUAUUUACGUAUAAAGUGAAGGAGAAAAGUAAGAUGAAAAUACAAAAUAAAAUGUAUGGCGAAUUUUAAAACCAUCUGCCGCGUUAUAAAGUAAGAAAAAAAAUAUAUAUAACAUUAAAUCAAAAUGGGAAAGCUAACUUCACAGUUAAAAUCAGCAUACUCAAAACAGCAAAUGCAGUAUGUUUGCAUAAACUGUGGUCAUCCUAUAGCCGAAUUGUAUCGAAAGUAUAGUAAUACUGCAAUCAAAACAAAUCAAUGCGAAAAUUGUCACAAAGUGGCGGACAAAUAUAUUGAAUUUGAUCCGAUAAUAAUUCUGGUGGAUGCGAUGCUAUUGUCCCAAGAGUCUUAUAAGCAUAUGCUACAUAACCGAGAUUUUAAGCUGAACUGGAAAUUAUCACUUGUGCUGCUGCUUCUAGAGUCUUUCGCAUUAUGGAGACAGAAAGGAAGCAUUAAACAGGAUUCUUUGCAAAAUGAAAUUAUCAGCGAAAAGGGCUUUUAUAUAUGCUGCUUGCAAAAUAUUAUUGAUUAUUGCAUUACUACUUUGAUUCUGUUUGCUGUGACGUGUGUACACAAUCCGCGGCUGGUUGAAAGCACGGGUUAUAACAAAUUUGCUUUAAUUUUAUUAAAGGCUUUAACAAUAGCAAAUUUUUCUAAAAUUUUCCUCCUACCGCUGAUAGUGUGGCGUGAGAAUACUACAGAUUUGGGUGCAAACAUUCACCAAAUACUUGUCAAAGGACAUCACCUACUUUCUUUGGUUUAUAUUUAUGCAAUAGUUGGAAAUGUUCAAAAGCUGCAAUCUUUUUUCAUUAUAUUGCCCGUGUAUUUAGCAAAGGAGUAUAUUAAGCGCCAUAUAUCUACUUAUUUAGAAUUUUAUUUAUGAGUAACCUAAGAAAUAAAUGUUUAAUUAAUAUAUGUCACGCAAAUUCCAAAACAAAAAAAAAAAAUAAUGCAGCGAGUAUUAAAUUUUUCGUAUGUCCUGUACUUUAUUUAGGUUUUUGUUAUCGAUGCCUUGUUUUACCAUUAUAUGCUACACAUUAUAUGUACCUAUCAAAAAUUUUGAUAUACAUAUACAUAUUAAAGAUUUAUUUACAUAAAUAUGAA